GAGCUCAAUAUAGUUCAGGGCUUCAGGGCUUCAGGUUCAUUUUGGUAUUACAAUUUUUGGUCAAGGAAUCAAUUUCUGAUUACAAGGUGAGAUCACACCUAUUCCGAUUUUAUCAUGUUUAAGUAAACGCAAGAAUUAUCUUAUGUCAAAAUCAUUCUCACUUUUUAAUUUCAUUCUAAAGUAAGUUUCCAAACACAAUUAUGCGUAAGUGAAUGCUAUUUAAAUGCUGUUUAUAGUACAAAUUAUGAAGUCCACGCCACAAUUAUUUGGGGUGUUGCUAAUACAUAUACCUAGUAAAGCAAAACCCACCUUCUCUCGCUUGAGUCCGCAAAAGCUCCUACCCCAGUGAGGAACGAGGAACUGAGACUUGGUUGGUCAUGGAUAUCUCUCUUUUUGUUCUUUCAUUUGUUUAAUUUCUUAGUUGAGGGCAUGGGUAGUGUGUUUUGUUUUGCUCUGAAUUCAAUUUGCUUAUCCAAGACACAAGAUUAGGUAGGAUUUCCCGCCACAUUUGCUCUCUGAGGAGGAUCGAACAAGAUGCUGUGGGUGGACAAGUACAGACCCAAAACCCUAGACCAGGCAAUGGUCCACCAAGACAUCGCCCAAAACCUCAAGAAACUUGUUGCGGAGCGGGACUGCCCCCAUUUGCUGUUCUACGGGCCUCCUGGCUCCGGCAAGAAAACCCUAAUCAUCGCCCUUAUUCGUCAGAUUUUCGGACCCAGCGCCGACAAGGUAAAGGUGGAAAACAAGACAUGGAAAGUUGAUGCUGGGAGUAGAACCAUUGACAUCGAGCUGACUACAUUAUCAAGCAACAAUCACUUUGAACUAAACCCCAGUGAUGCAGGCUUUCAGGACAGAUACAUUGUUCAAGAGAUCAUUAAGGAAAUUGCUAAAAAUAGACCCUUUGACACAAAAGGAAAAAAGGGAUAUCAAAUCUUGGUGUUGAAUGAAGUUGACAAACUUUCCAGAGAAGCACAGUAUUCUCUUCGAAGAACUAUGGAGAAAUAUAGUGCUUAUUGCCGCCUAAUACUAUGCUGUAACAGUUCUUCAAAGGUUACUGAAGCAAUCCGAUCACGGUGUCUAAAUGUGCGAAUAAAUGCACCAACAGACGAACAGAUUGUUAAGGCACUGGAGUUCAUUGGAAAGAAAGAAGGGCUUCAACUUCCUUCUGGAUUUGCUGCCCGUCUAGCUGAAAAAUCAAACAGGAACUUAAGGAGAGCUAUAUUGUCUCUAGAAACUUGUCAUGUUCAACAGUAUCCCUUUACAAGCAACCAAAUAAUUCCUUCGAUGGAUUGGGAGGAAUAUGUUUCAGAAAUAGCCUCUGAUAUAAUGAAGGAGCAGAGUCCGAAAAGGCUUUAUGCGGUGCGCCAAAAGUUGUAUGAGCUUCUUGUUAACUGUAUCUCCCCUGAGAUCAUUCUUAAGAGGCUGCUUUAUGAGUUAUUGAAGAAAUUGGAUGCAGAAUUGAAGCAUGAGGUCAGCCAUUGGGCAGCAUAUUAUGAACAUAGGAUGCGUCUUGGGCAGAAAGCCAUAUUUCACCUCGAAGCGUUCGUGGCCAAGUUCAUGAGUAUUUACAAGGCUUUCCUCAUUGCAGCGUUUGGCUAAACAUCAGGAUAGCAUGUUUUCCUUUAAUCUAAAAUGUGAGUUUUCUGUCCAACCAGUGGCAGUAAAUUGUGCACCAGUUUCAUUGUUUUAUCAUUUCAGUAGAUAUACAGUCAUGGAAAGAUGUGAAUUCCUACAAGAUAAAACUGUGUAUUGGUUUUAUCUCUCUAUGCACUUUCUCUUUUUUGGCUCAGUUUGUAAAGUGCGUUUUCUUUUUCAAAAUUAGAUGACUGAGGCCCAGUCAACUCCCCUACAUAACUGUUGGCGCCACAGGGCUUCGCGGUCAUCUUUUUAUUUAUUCA
This is a messenger RNA of Fragaria vesca subsp. vesca, 1898 nucleotides long. RefSeq names its product replication factor C subunit 3-like. Gene Ontology annotation, molecular function: ATP hydrolysis activity; DNA clamp loader activity; DNA binding. Gene Ontology annotation, biological process: DNA-templated DNA replication; DNA repair. Bases 535 to 1599 code for a protein of 354 amino acids. The transcript is spliced from 11 exons. Gene Ontology annotation, cellular component: DNA replication factor C complex; nucleus. The record is from RefSeq and is a predicted model, not a curated record. Lineage: Eukaryota; Viridiplantae; Streptophyta; Magnoliopsida; Rosales; Rosaceae.